This is a messenger RNA of Anopheles aquasalis, 1186 nucleotides long. RefSeq names its product elongation of very long chain fatty acids protein AAEL008004-like. Gene Ontology annotation, cellular component: endoplasmic reticulum membrane. The record is from RefSeq and is a predicted model, not a curated record. Gene Ontology annotation, biological process: very long-chain fatty acid biosynthetic process; fatty acid elongation, saturated fatty acid; fatty acid elongation, polyunsaturated fatty acid. NCBI's taxonomy places the organism in Eukaryota, Metazoa, Arthropoda, Insecta, Diptera, Culicidae. Gene Ontology annotation, molecular function: fatty acid elongase activity.
AAACGUGACAUACUGUUAGUGAGAGGUUCAAAUUGAAAGUAAACGCAAAAAGCAUCGAGCUUCUUCUGAUUCACGGCUCCGAGUUCAAUCUCAUUCUGCCAAACUGUGAACCGUAUUAGAUCAAUCCGAAACGGCUUUAGUUCAGUGAAUAAUUGCGUACCUGUUUCUAUUCUGUAUGGUGGAUGGUUUGGUCCUGACAAUCGUUGUUCGUCAUGGCUCUUGUGCUAAAAAACAUUUAUGAAACCUUCAAUUACUUCUUUACGGAAUACAAAGAUCCACGUGUUGAGCACUACCCAUUGCUCGGGUCCCCAUUGCCGAUUGUAGCUGUAAUCAUAAUAUAUUUAAAGUUCGUUAAAGUUUGGGGACCAGAAAUGAUGAAGAACCGCAAGCCUUUCCAGCUUACUACCCUUAUGAACGUGUAUAACGUAACACAGAUAUUUUUAAACCUAUACAUUGGUAUCGUGGGGGGAUUAAAUUCGUACUUUUCUGAGGACUAUAGUUGGAGUUGCGAGCCUAUUAAUCAAAAGGGCAGUUCCUCUAGAAAAAAACUCAUUUUUGUUACGUAUCUUUACUUCAUCUCGAAGAUAAUCGAUCUUCUCGAUACGGUAUUUUUUGUUGUGCGCAAAAAGAAUAAUCAGAUAACAUUUCUUCAUACCUACCAUCAUGCUGGAAUGGUAGUUGCGACAUAUGUUUUCACCAAAUUCUUGGCCGGAAGUCAUGCAACCCUUUUAGGAUUAAUUAAUAGCUUCGUUCACGUGAUAAUGUAUUUCUAUUACUUUCUCACGUCCUUCAAACCUGAAUUAAAAAAUUCCCUAUGGUGGAAAAAACACAUCACCCAAGUUCAAUUGCUACAAUUUACUAUUCUUAUGGUCCAUUUUGGCGCCCCACUGAUUGGCGGAUACUGCGAAUUUCCAAAGGUUUUGCUGUUCAUUGGGCUGACGCAGAACAUGUUCAUGUUUACACUGUUUGCCGACUUUUACAUUAAAACAUACAUAAAAAAAACAAAAGUAGUGUGAUAGAACAGGCUAGCAACAAGGCGAUGAAUUGUUCCGGAUGUUAAAUAGUAUGCAAAUAAACUAUCCUCACUCGUAUUCUUUAAGUGCGUGAUUAGGGAUCUAACAAACAAUUGCCUCAAACAUUCUUUCUGACAAACUCUGCAAUACCAAUUAAGGAUUAUAUGCCUAAC